This is a messenger RNA of Megalops cyprinoides (Indo-Pacific tarpon), 942 nucleotides long. Its product is annotated as lactoylglutathione lyase-like. The record is from RefSeq and is a predicted model, not a curated record. The transcript is spliced from 6 exons. NCBI's taxonomy places the organism in Eukaryota, Metazoa, Chordata, Actinopteri, Elopiformes, Megalopidae. Gene Ontology annotation, molecular function: lactoylglutathione lyase activity; metal ion binding. Bases 108 to 764 code for a protein of 218 amino acids.
UUUACCCACCCUUGACAACCGACUCUUGUUUAUUUAUUUGUUUAUUUAUUCAUUCAUUCAUUUUGCAAAGGAAGCUCCUCCCAGCUGAGUUCAUCUCGGAAGUGUCCAUGCUCCGCUGCGCGCUGUCCCGCCUUGCGGUCGGCGCUCCCGGCCGCGCCGGCAGCAGUUUGCCCGGACUUCGCUGGAGCUGCGCCGGGACCAGGGCUCCACAGCGGCACAAGAUGACCGACCGAGGGCUUUCCGACGAGGCUGCUGCGGCCGCAUGCAAGGAGGGUAACCCGAUAACUCAGGACUACAUGAUGCAGCAGACCAUGCUGAGAGUAGGGGACCCGGUGAAAUCUCUGGAUUUCUACACACGGAUCCUGGGCAUGACGCUGCUGCAGAAGAUUGACUUCCCAUCCAUGCGAUUCACGCUUUACUUCCUCGGCUACGAGGACAGGAAGGAGAUCCCUGUGGACGUGAAAGAGAGGACAGCGUGGACCUUCUCCCGGCAAGCCACCAUCGAGCUCACCCAUAACUGGGGCUCAGAGUCCGAUGAAACCCAAUCCUACCACAACGGCAACUCCGACCCUCGUGGCUUUGGGCACAUCGGUAUUGCAGUUCCCGAUGUCUAUGCUGCUUGCAAACUGUUUGAAGAGCAGGGAGUCACUUUUGUGAAGAGGCCAGAUGAGGGUAAAAUCAGUGGACUGGCCUUCAUACAGGACCCAGAUGGAUACUGGAUCGAGAUUCUGAGCCCAAACAACAUGGUCUCCAUCAUCACCUAGGAACAGAGAGAUGAGGGUGAGCCGAGGGCGUGAAGACGGGAUUUAAAGAGAGAAGUUUAGAGCAGACAUGGAACCGUCGAGAAGACCAGAGAGAGAUCAGUGACAGUGCUGGUGGAGAGAGUCUCUUAGACAGCAGGAUUCACCUUCAUUUUAAAGGCACCUGCAAUGGAAAAAAUAA